Theobroma umbraticum is the source of this 550-nucleotide messenger RNA. RefSeq names its product SSUH2-like protein. The record is from RefSeq and is a predicted model, not a curated record. Lineage: Eukaryota; Viridiplantae; Streptophyta; Magnoliopsida; Malvales; Malvaceae.
UUGCCCGGAAGGAAUAUUUGUGGUGCUAGUUUUAUAUUCACAUAAUAUAUUCAUAAAAGUAAAGGCAGCAGGUCACGACUCCAACCCAAAAUGCCAACUCUCUUUGCUUGUCACAACACCUUGAUGGCUUCUCCAGCAUCACCGCUUCUUCUUCCUCGAUGCAGUCCUGCCAUUCUCAAUAUUGGAAAUAGGGAGCCAAGACCCAGAGUUGUCACUGUCUUUGCUGCAACAUCUGGUCCCUUAAACUCGAUUCUGAAAAGAUGUGAAAAAUGUGGAGGCAAAGGAGCUAUAGAGUGUCCGGGAUGUAAGGGAACGGGGAAAAACAAGAAGAAUGGGAAUAUCUUUGAGAGAUGGAAAUGCUUUGAUUGCCAAGGAUUUGGGCUGAAAAGUUGUCCUAGCUGUGGGCAAGGAGGGCUGACACCAGAACAAAGAGGAGAAAGAUAGAAUUCAUAUGAAGGCUUGGGAGUUGACAGUUCGAUGAGAUGUUGUAACUAUAUAUGUAUUACAAUUUAAAAGCUUUCCUCUUAAUUUCAUUUUAUACCUUUUUUUA